Molecule: messenger RNA, 3520 nt
Organism: Porites lobata
Lineage: Eukaryota; Metazoa; Cnidaria; Anthozoa; Scleractinia; Poritidae
Source: the annotation of a GenBank genome assembly
AAAAUCUGAUUUCACAAAGGCACCCCAAACUUCACUAUUGUAAGUUAAAAUCGGUGGGAUCAUUGUGUCAAAAAUUUUAUUUGCAAGGGAGGGUUUCAGUUUACUAAAAUAGGUAAGGGUGAAGUUAGGAUCCAUGUUGAUAUUAUGAUUAUAAUAGUUGUUAUAUCUUAAAUGUUCAUUCUGUAAAAAUAUGUUAUGAUUAUGAAUAUUAUUAUUAUUAAGUCACUAUUUGGAAAAAAACAUAUGAUGGAUGAGAAAGCUAUAAAAAUAUUGAACUUUUUAAAGCAAGCAAUUGAAAUGUUACAACGAGUAAUGUGUACUGCAUGCUGAAUUUUUUUAGAUUGAAUUUGAUGUAAAAUGGCUACUUCUCGAAGAUUGCAUUCUACCACCUUCUUGGUAAUUUUCUUGGUAUGGGCGAGCGUAUUGGAAAGUUGGGGACAGCACUGUGGGAAAACAGCAUAUGGAAGUAAGAGAACCGAUUAAUUGAUAAGCUUGCUGUAAGCGAGCGAGAUUCUAAAAAUGAAGGCUUUUCUUUCUUUUCUGUUUUUUUUUUUCGUGUGACCGACCCAAAUGGUAGGUUAUAUACUCCGAGACAUUCUUAGGGGAGACCGUGGAGGCUGGGGAUAAGAAUCGUCACGACUUUCAUUGUAUGCAAAUGAGUCUCGUGAUGAGCAUGUUGUUUAUCUUCGGCGAUGACUGAAAUCUAGGCAUUAAGUUGAUCACGUUUGUGUUCGCUGUUUGCCAAUGAUGUAAUGAUGUAAUUUUCCCCAUUUUCACGUUGUAGUCGUACAACGACGGCUAAAAAAUCGCGAUCAACGUUAAAAGUUGUUGUUUAAGCUCUCUAUUGGUGCAAUUACUGAACUCUACAGUUAGAUAGAUUCACUUUGUUGAAUGUAUAUACGCUGUGGUUAUAUACUCGGCAGCCGAGAAGGGUCAUAUAAAAAACUAAAUGCCCAGCAGUCAGAGAAUUUUUAGGAAUUUUGGAAAAUCCUUUUUUCUAAUUGUUUGACAGUAGUAUUCUUUCUUAAUUUAGAAUAACCAAGCGAUCAGGUAAACAAAACUGGCUUCUCAGCUGAGCGUUUGUGAUUUGUUGGGCAUAGAGCGGAGUCGACGCUAUUUCGACACUUUCAAAAAAACUUUGUAUGAGUAGCAGCGCGCGACUCACGGGCACGAUUUCACACAGGCUAGAUACUCGGUAGUCUAAAAGCGGAGCUGGAAAGUUAAAAAGCUUCCUCUUCAGCUCCAGAAUACAUGCAUAGUAGCUUCGAUCAGUUUCCCAAAUAAAACGGAGAGAGAGUGCUUUGAUUUUAAAACUAAAUAUUUCGCAACCUCUGCCCGCCUUCAGCUAGACUCUUGACACAGCUUGAUAUACUGGUGGUGCUGCUGAAUCCUGGGAAAAGGUUCGUCUAAUUAUGGAAAAUUAUUAUUUCUUCAAAAUUAUUAUUUCUUCAAAAUAUUCUAUCCUGGUUUAGAAUUGGUGGGUGACGAGAGACAUCCCCCGUUUGAGUGUUACUUCACUGACUGUGAUCUCCCUAAUAACAUUUGAUGACUUUCGAGCGGUUUCUCCUCUGCCUUGAUCCUUCCAACGUUUUCAGUGAUCUCCCGUUUUGGGUUCUCAAUUACGACUGAUCCCCUCUUUUGUUCUCCUAAAAAUCAAGUGAUCCCCCCACCCCUUCCAAAAAAAUCCUGCGCCCCCCCUCCCGGCGAUAAAGAAUGACGAGCGUGUAGGAGCCAGUGAGAUUAUAUUUUGGCAUCUAAACAUGGCAUUGCUAAAAAGGGAAGAUUCUUGGUACGCGGUUACACUGAAGGUGAUUCAUCUACGAUCUCACUGGCAAUAGCCUUCUUCACCCCGAAUCGGCACUGACUUAAGGAUGGGAAAAUUGCCCUUUUUGGCGUUCGCACCGCUUCCUUGAUUCAUCCUUGUUGAUUUGUUGGCUUGAUCUUGCGGUGUAGGGGUGGGUGGAGAGUACAUAAAAAAAAUAAUUUAAGACAUUGUAUUAUUGAUAAGAAUUGUCCUAUUGAAUAUCUUUUUCUUUUAAAUAUAUGUAAGACGCUCCACAAGUGGACUUCUUUGCCACUGUUCAUGGUGACAAUUCGCUUUCAGAAAAUCCACAACGUUUUUACAACGAUAUUCUGGUGCAAAAGGACUCCAAUAUUACCUUGACAUGCACUGCAAAGGGGCCGAAAGAGCCAUCUGUGUGGGCAAGCUCGCACUACUACUAUCCGUAUGAAAUGAACUGGUUUGUCAACUCAACGUAUCUGAAGAUGCCUAUCUGCACUUACAAAAAACCCAGCCCGAAUAAGGCCUGUAUUCUGAAUUUGGGUAAAGUACAGCCAGAUGACCGUGGGAGAUAUUUCUGCCAGGCAGUUAACCGAGGGGGAUGCACUUAUAAGGAACUGAAUCUUACUGUCACUGGUGGUUACAGUACUACCACUGGUUCAAGUAAGUAACGAAAUUCAGAGCCAAAUAUUUGAAUCUUUCAAUCUUUCUUUAUUUCACACUAUAUAAGGCGUUUACACAAGUGUACGUAAGUAGGAGAACGAUAUAGCUGUAAAUAUAUGGAACUGACAAUAAUUUGUAUGCAAUUUUAAGCGAUGUGACUUCCCUGGUUUCACGGCAAAAUAUGCUGGUGACCCUGUGGUUUUCAAUGAACAACCCCCAAAAAAAAAAAAAGUACCACAGAGACUACAGAGACCUCAAUAUCUUACUAGGAUGGCCAUGUGAAUGUCACUUGAAUAGGUUAUUUAAAUAGUGGAAAGGUGUGAUGUCCAACUUUUCACUAGUCAGGUGUGACUAAUGAAUACACGUAAAUACAGUGAAACAAAUACAUCAUAGCAUGAGUCGAUUAAAAAAACAAACAAUGCUGUCGUAUAAUUGCACUGCAUAUGUAGCCCCGAUACAUGGUCUUAAGAUUCAAAUUAUCAACAGGGGUUAUAACCUGUUACACAUAGUUCCAAAAGUUACAGUGGAAUAAAAGAAUUAAACGGGACAUUACAUGAUGGACUUAGAAGCCGUUACAUGGGGGUUAUUAGUAAAAUACAACUAGUGGGUCUAUUAUUAAUGCUGCGUUCUAAUUGGUUGAGCUACUGCUAGGCUAUAUGUUAUAGCCCACUAGCAGCGAAAAGCGCGGGCCUUAAAUCACCUCAUCUAUGGUUUACAGCGACAGAUGUGAGUUUUACUGUGGCCACUAAGGAAAGUUUUUGUGGUUUGUGACAACCCUAUGACAUUUUUUUUUUCUUUCCAUCAUUUGGUUUAGAACAAACCUCCAAAACACCAGAUUACGAAACGAACCUGGUGCCAGCAAUAUCUGAGGCCCCAGCAACACAUGUGGUCCCACCAACUUCUGUGCAGGACCAAGCAACAACAGUUUCCUCAGUAACACCAAUAGUGCAAGCAGCACGUGUUUUCCCAUCAACACCUGAGGAUGUUCCAGCAAGAAAAGUUUCCCCAGUAAAACCCGAGGCGCAAGCAACACGUGUUGAUGAUGAUGAUGAUGAUACCUCUUUUAGCGGUGUAUAA